This is a messenger RNA of Otolemur garnettii (small-eared galago), 8604 nucleotides long. It is a transcript of the gene SPTBN4, whose product is annotated as spectrin beta, non-erythrocytic 4. Lineage: Eukaryota; Metazoa; Chordata; Mammalia; Primates; Galagidae. The record is from RefSeq and is a predicted model, not a curated record. Gene Ontology annotation, cellular component: cell projection; plasma membrane; spectrin. Gene Ontology annotation, molecular function: actin filament binding; structural constituent of cytoskeleton; phospholipid binding. The coding region runs from base 4 to 7722 and encodes 2572 amino acids. Gene Ontology annotation, biological process: actin cytoskeleton organization. The transcript has 35 exons.
CCAAUGGCGCAGAUACCAGGGGAAGUGGACAAUAUGGAUGGCCUGCCUGCCCCUAACAACAACAAUCCUGCCACUCGCUGGGAGAGUCCGGAUCAUCGGGGCUGGGAGAGGGAGCAGCCGGCCGCCUCCUCUGCAGCUGCCUCGCUCUUUGAGUGCUCCCGGAUCAAGGCCUUGGCAGAUGAACGGGAGGCUGUGCAGAAGAAAACCUUCACCAAAUGGGUGAACUCGCACCUUGCCCGCGUGGGCUGCCACAUCGGGGACCUCUAUGCGGACCUCCGGGACGGCUUCGUGCUCACGCGCCUUCUGGAAGUGCUGUCCGGAGAGCAGCUGCCCAGGCCCACUCGCGGCCGCAUGAGGAUCCACUCGCUGGAGAACGUGGACAAGGCGCUGCAGUUCCUGAAGGAGCAGCGCGUGCACCUGGAGAACGUGGGAUCGCAUGACAUAGUGGAUGGAAAUCACCGGCUGACGCUGGGUUUGGUCUGGACCAUUAUCCUGCGCUUCCAGAUUCAAGUCAUUAAAAUUGAGACUGAGGACAACAGAGAGACGCGCUCAGCCAAGGAUGCUCUGCUCUUAUGGUGUCAGAUGAAGACAGCUGGUUACCCUGAGGUAAACAUUCAGAACUUCACCACCAGCUGGCGGGAUGGCUUGGCCUUCAAUGCCCUCAUUCACCGGCACAGGCCUGAUCUUGUGGACUUCAGCAAACUCACCAAGUCCAAUGCCAACUACAACCUGCAGAGAGCAUUCCGCACAGCUGAGCAGCACCUGGGGCUGGCACGUCUGCUGGACCCUGAAGAUGUGAACAUGGAGGCUCCAGAUGAGAAGUCCAUCAUUACCUAUGUGGUCUCUUUCUAUCACUAUUUCUCCAAGAUGAAGGCUCUGGCUGUGGAGGGCAAGCGGAUCGGGAAGGUGCUGGACCAGGUGCUGGAGGUAGGAAAGAUCAUAGAGCGUUAUGAAGAGUUGGCAGCUGAGCUACUGGCCUGGAUCCACCGCACUGUGGGCCUCAUCAGCAACCAGAAGUUUGCCAACUCACUAAGUGGGGUCCAACAGCAGCUUCAGGCUUUCACAGCCUAUUGCACGCUGGAGAAGCCUGUCAAGUUUCAGGAGAAGGGAAACCUGGAGGUGCUGCUUUUCAGCAUCCAAAGCAAACUNNUGGCCUCAGACAGAGAAGUCAGGGCCAUUGAACUUUGGGGAAUUAUUAAGAGUCUGACUGCCUCCUCCUGUCUUCUCCAGGCAUGGGGCCAGCUGGAGAAGGCAGAGCAUGAUCGAGAGGCUGCCCUACGGGCUGAACUGAUCCGGCAAGAGAAACUGGAACUACUGGCCCAGAGGUUUGACCACAAGGUGGCUAUGAGGGAGAGCUGGCUGAAUGAGAACCAGCGCCUUGUCUCCCAGGACAACUUUGGGUAUGAGCUGCCAGCAGUGGAGGCAGCCAUGAAGAAACAUGAAGCUAUUGAGGCGGACAUUGCAGCCUAUGAGGAACGGGUACAGGGUGUUGCAGAGCUGGCUCAGGCAUUGGCAGCUGAAGGCUACUAUGAUGCUCGGCGGGUGGCAGCCCAGCGUGACAGCGUCUUGCGCCAGUGGGCCUUACUGACUGGCCUGGUGGGUGCUCGGCGGACACGGCUCGAACAGAACCUGGCCCUGCAGAAAGUCUUCCAGGAGAUGGUGUACAUGGUGGACUGGAUGGAGGAGAUGCAGGCUCAGUUGUUGUCCCGGGAGUGUGGGCAGCACCUGGUGGAGGCAGAUGACCUGUUGCAGAAACAUGGAUUGCUGGAGGGGGACAUCGCAGCCCAGAGUGAGAGGGUAGAGGCACUCAACGCUGCUGCUCUGCGUUUCUCCCAGCUACAGGGCUACCAGCCCUGCGACCCGCAGGUCAUCUGCAACCGCGUGAACCAUGUACACGGCUGUCUGGCGGAGCUGCGGGAGCAGGCAGCUCAGCGGCGCGCAGAGCUGGAGGCCUCGCGGAGCCUGUGGGCGCUGCUGCAGGAGCUGGAGGAAGCGGAAAGCUGGGCACGCGACAAGGAGCGCCUCCUAGAGGCUGCGGGCGGCGGCGGCGCGGCGGGCGCAGCUGGAGCGGCGGGCUCGGCGGGCGGAGCUCAUGACCUGUCCAGCACCGCGCGCCUACUGGCGCAGCACAAGAUCUUGCAAGGCGAGCUGGGCGGGCGGCGGGCGCUGCUGCAGCAGGCUCUGCGGCGCGGUGAGGAGCUGGCUGCGGCCGGCGGCGCCGUGGGCCUGGGCGCCGAGACAGUGCACCUGGCGGGCCUGGCGGAGCGCGCGGCGAGCGCUCGGCGCCGCUGGCAGCGGCUGGAAGAGGCGGCGGCAAGGCGGGAGCGGCGGCUGCAGGAGGCGCGGGCGCUGCACCAGUUUGGCGCUGACCUCGAUGGGCUCCUGGACUGGCUUCGGGAUGCUUACCGCCUGGCAGCCGCCGGCGACUUCGGUCACGACGAAGCAUCCAGCCGCCGCCUGGCUCGCCAGCACCGGGCGCUCACAGGGGAGGUGGAGGCGCAUCGCGGUGCCGUGGGCAGCCUCCGGCGCCAGCUGGCGACGCUGGGAGGUGCCAGUGGGGCUGGGCCGCUGGUGGUGGCGCUGCAGGUGCGUGUGGUGGAGGCUGAGCAGUUAUUUGCCGAGGUGACCGAGGUGGCCGCCCUGAGACGCCAGUGGCUGCGGGACGCCCUCGCUGUAUACCGCAUGUUCGGCGAGGUGCACGCCUGUGAGCUGUGGAUCGGCGAAAAGGAGCAAUGGCUGCUUUCCAUGCGCGUGCCCGAUUCACUGGACGACGUCGAGGUGGUGCAGCACCGAUUUGAGAGCCUGGACCAGGAGAUGAACAGUCUGAUGGGCCGAGUUCUGGAUGUGAACCACACAGUCCAGGAGCUGGUGGAAGGAGGCCACCCCAGUUCAGAUGAGGUGCGCUCUUGCCAGGACCACCUCAACAGCAGGUGGAACCGCAUCGUGGAGUUGGUGGAACAGCGCAAAGAGGAGGUGAGCGCGGUGCUGCUGGUUGAGAACCACGUGCUGGAGGUGGCCGAGGUGCGCGCCCAAGUGCGCGAGAAGCGGCGGGCGGUGGAGAGUGCACCCCGCGCCGGCGGCGCCCUACAGUGGCGCCUUAGCGGUUUAGAGGCCGCUCUGCAGGCUCUGGAACCCCGCCAGGCAGCCCUUCUGGAGGAGGCAUCUCUGCUGGGGGCGCGCUUCCCGGCCCAGGCGGCGCGGCUGCACCAGGGCGCAGAACAGCUGGGCGCGGAGUGGGGCUCUCUAGCCAGCGCGGCUCAAGCCUGCGGCGAGGCGGUGGCGGCGGCUGGGCGCCUGCAGCGCUUCUUACAUGACCUGGACGCUUUCCUGGACUGGCUCGUGCGCGCCCAAGAAGCAGCGGGUGGCAGCCAGGGGCCCCUGCCCAACAGCCUAGAGGAGGCGGACGCGCUGUUGACGCGACACGCGGCGCUCAAGGAGGAGGUGGACCAGCGCGAGGAGGACUAUACACGCAUUGUGGCCGCCAGCGAGGCGCUACUGGCGGCCGACGGCGCAGACCUAGGCCCGGGCCUGGCGCUGGACGAGUGGCUGCCGCACCUCGAGCUUGGCUGGCACAAACUGCUUGGCUUGUGGGAGGCACGCAGGGAGGCACUGGUCCAGGCCCACGUCUACCAGCUUUUCCUGCGCGACCUACGUCAGGCACUCGCGGUGCUGCAUGACCAGGAGAUGGCAUUAUCUGGUGUGGAGCUCCCAAGCACAGUGGAGUCAGUGGAAGAAGCGUUGAAGCAACACCGGGAUUUUCUCACCACCAUGGAGCUGAACCAGCAAAAGAUGCAGGUGGCCAUGCAGGCUGCAGAGGGCCUGCUAAGGCAGGGCAAUGUCUAUGGGGAGCAGGCCCAGGAGGCUGUGACCCGGCUGCUGGAGAAGAGCCAAGAAAAUCAACUACGGGCCCAGCAGUGGAUGCAGAAACUGCACGACCAACUUGGGCUGCAGCACUUCCUCCGAGAUUGCCAAGAGCUGGAUGGCUGGAUCCAUGAGAAGAUGCUGAUGGCGCGGGAUGGCACUCGGGAAGACAGCCACAAGCUGCAUAAGAGAUGGCUCCGGCACCAGGCAUUUAUGGCUGAGCUGGCUCAGAAUAAGGAGUGGCUGGAGAAGAUAGAGAGGGAAGGCCAGCAACUGAUGCAGGAGAAGCCAGAACUGGCAGCCUCUGUGCGGAAGAAGUUGGGUGAGAUCCGGCAGUGCUGGGCAGAACUGGAGAGCACCACCCAGGCCAAGGCACGGCAGCUCUUUGAGGCCAGCAAGGCUGACCAGUUAGUGCAGAGCUUUGCUGAGCUGGACAAGAAGCUCCUUCACAUGGAAAGCCAGCUGCAAGAUGUGGACCCUGGGGGGGACCUGGCCACUGUCAACAGCCAACUCAAGAAGCUACAGUCGAUGGAGUCACAGGUGGAGGAGUGGUACCGCGAGGUGGGAGAAUUGCAAGCGCAGACGGCGGCGCUGCCGCUGGAACCCGCGAGCAAGGAGCUGGUGGGCGAGCGGCAGAACGCGGUGGGUGAGCGGCUGGUGCGCCUGCUCGAGCCGUUGCAGGAGCGCCGCCGCUUGCUGCUCGCCUCCAAGGAGUUGCACCAGGUGGCGCACGACCUAGACGACGAGCUGGCAUGGGUUCAGGAGCGGCUGCCACUGGCCAUGCAGACAGAGCGAGGCAGUGGUUUGCAGGCUGUCCAGCAGCACAUCAAAAAGAACCAGGGUCUGCGGCGGGAGAUCCAGGCGCACGGGCGGCGCCUGGAGGAAGUGCUGGAGCGCGCAGCUGCCCUGGCUUCGCUGCGCAGCCCGGAGGCGGAGGCCGUGCGCUGCGGCCUGGACCAGCUGCAGAGCGCCUGGGCUGGCUUGCGGGACGCAGCUGAGCGGCGGCAGCAGGCACUAGACGCUGCCUUCCAAGUGGAGCAGUACUACUUCGAUGUGGCCGAGGUGGAAGCGUGGCUGGGCGAGCAGGAGCUGCUCAUGAUGAGUGAGGACAAGGGCAAGGAUGAACAGAGCACCCUGCAGCUGCUAAAGAAACACCUGCAGCUGGAGCAGGGCGUGGAGAACUACGAGGAAAGCAUCGCGCAGCUGUCGCGCCAGUGCCGAGCGCUGCUGGAGAUGGGACACCCAGACAGCGAGCAGAUCAGCCGGCGGCAGUCUCAGGUGGACCGCCUGUAUGUGGCGCUCAAGGAGCUGGGUGAGGAGCGCAGGGUGGGCCUGGAGCAGCAGUACUGGCUGUACCAGCUCAGCCGCCAGGUGGACGAGCUGGAGCACUGGAUCGCAGAGAAGGAGGUGGUGGCUGGUUCACCUGAGCUUGGCCAGGACUUCGAGCAUGUCUCGGUGCUGCAGGAGAAAUUCUCAGAGUUUGCCAAUGAGACUGGCACAGCAGGGCGGGAGCGGCUGGCAGCUGUGAACCAGAUGGUGGAUGAGCUGAUCGAGUGCGGCCAUACAGCAGCAGCCACCAUGGCUGAGUGGAAAGAUGGGCUGAAUGAGGCCUGGGCUGAGCUGCUGGAGCUCAUGGGUACACGGGCCCAGCUGCUGGCUGCCUCUCGGGAGCUGCAUAAGUUCUUCAGUGAUGCCCGAGAGCUUCAGGGACAGAUCGAGGAGAAACGGAGGCGGUUGCCCCGCCUGACUGCCCCACCGGAGCCAAGACCCAGUGCCAGCUCCAUGCAGAGAGCCCUGAGAGCCUUUGAGCAUGACCUGCAGCUCCUUGUGUCCCAGGUGCGGCAGCUUCAGGAAGGGGCAGCCCAGCUGCGGACGGUGUAUGCGGGUGAACACGCCGAGACCAUCGCCAGCCGGGAGCAGGAGGUGCUGCAGGGCUGGAAGGAGCUGCUGGCAGCCUGCGAAGAUGCUCGCCUACAUGUCAGCUCCACAGCCGAUGCCCUGCGCUUCCACAGCCAAGCCCGAGACCUGCUGUCUUGGAUGGAUGGUAUCGCCGGCCAGAUCGGGGCAGCUGACAAGCCCAGGGAUGUGUCAUCGGUGGAGGUGCUCAUGAACUACCACCAGGGCCUGAAGACGGAGCUGGAGGCCCGGGCACCUGAGUUGACUGCUUGCCAGGAGCUGGGGCGCUCUCUGCUGCUUAACAAGAGUGCUAUGGCUGAUGAGAUUCAGGCACAGCUGGACAAGCUGGGGACCAGGAAGGAGGAGGUGUCAGACAAAUGGGACCGUCAUUGGGAGUGGCUGCAGCAGAUGUUGGAAGUGCACCAGUUUGCCCAGGAGGCGGUGGUGGCUGAUGCCUGGCUGACAGCCCAAGAGCCUCUGCUGCAGAGCCGGGAGCUGGGCAGCAGUGUGGAUGAGGUGGAGCAGCUUAUCCGGCGACAUGAGGCCUUCCGAAAAGCGGCUGCAGCCUGGGAAGAGAGGUUCAGCUCUCUGCGGCGCCUGACCACGAUCGAGAAACUCAAGGCAGAACAGAGCAAGCAGCCGCCCACCCCGCUGCUGGGGCGCAAGUUCUUUGGGGACCCCACGGAACUGGCAGCCAAGGCGGCGCCCCUGCUGCGGCCAGGGGGAUAUGAACGGGGCUUGGAGCCCCUGGCCCGUCGGGCCUCGGACACGCUGUCGGCGGAGGUGCGGACUCGGGUGGGGUAUGUGCGACAGGAGCUCAAGCCCGAGCGUCUCCAGCCGCGCAUUGAUCGCCUGCCGGAGGUUCCCGGCAGGGUGGAGCCCACCGCUCUGCCGGCCGCACCAGAGGACGCAUCGGAGACCCCAGUGGCUCCCGCGGCGACAGAGCAGGUCCAGCCGCGGCCAGAGCGCCAGGAGUCAGCUGAUCGCGCGGAGGAUCUGCCCAGGAGGCGGCGGCCAGAACGCCAGGAGUCGGCCGACCAAGCUGAGGAGGCUGCGCGGAGGCGGCGGCCUGAGAGGCAGGAGUCCGCGGAGCACGAGGCAACCCACAGCCUUACCUUGGGCCGAUAUGAGCAGAUGGAGCGGCGGCGGGAGAGGCGGGAGCGGCGGUUGGAGCGGCAGGAGUCCAGUGAACAGGAGAUGCCCAUCAGGGGAGACCUAGCCAAGGGGAAGGCUACCCUGGCUGACAUCGUGGAGCAGCUGCAGGAGAAAGAGGCAAGCCCAGGGCUCCCUGUUGGGCCGCCUCUGCCUCAGCCUCGCGAGCUUCCCCCUGGCCGCCUGCCCAACGGGCUUGAGCCGCCCGAUCGGACACCUCGGCCGGACCGGCCGCGGGCGCGGGAUCGGCCCAAGCCGCGACGGCGGCCGCGGCCGCGAGAGGGUGGUGAGGGCGGGGGAAGCAGGCGCUCGCGCUCCGCCCCGGCCCAGGGCAGCUCCGCCCCCGCGCCUCCGCCACCGCCCACUCAUACAGUGCAGCACGAGGGCUUCCUGCUGCGCAAGCGUGAGCUCGACGCUAACCGCAAGUCGUCCAACCGGUCAUGGGUGAGCCUAUACUGUGUGCUCAGCAAAGGGGAGCUGGGCUUCUACAAGGAUUCCAAGGGUCCAGCAUCUGGGAGCACACAUGGUGGAGAGCCACUGCUCAGCCUGCAGAAGGCCACCAGUGAGGUGGCCAGUGACUACAAGAAAAAGAAGCACGUCUUCAAGCUCCAGACCCAGGAUGGCAGUGAGUUUUUGCUCCAGGCUAAAGAUGAGGAGGAGAUGAAUGGCUGGCUGGAGGCUGUGGCCGCCUCAGUGGCUGAACAUGCUGAGAUCGCCCGCUGGGGCCAGACUCUACCUACCACUUCAUCCACAGAUGAGGGCAACCCCAAGAGGGAGGGCGGGGAGCGCAGGGCCAGCGGGCGAAGGAAGUGACUUCUCACCCCCAGGGCCUGACACGUCUCCCUGCCCCUCUUUUCCGAACUGUGGGCACAAAGACACUUUCUUCUGUGGGGGCAGGAGCCCCUAGUUCCAGCACUGCGGACGUGCGCGCCAUGAUGGGCACUGGAAAGGAGGGGACUUCUCCUGCACCCUAAGAAGUGGUGGGGGGAUUGUUGCCCCUAUAGCCAUAUCUCGGCCCCUUCCCGCUCGCCACCCCCCACCCCAGGUGCUGGGGCUCCAUUAUUUUUAUGCAAUAACUGAGCUUGGUGGGGGCGGGCAGGGGGCCAGUUGAGCCAAGGCCCCUGCCCUGAACCACAGAUCCUGCCCCAAGAAGCUGGGGUGGUGGGGGAGAUAAUUCCUGUCCCCGUCUCCACCCUAGGGAUGGGCACGGGGGCGCUGGUGAGGUCCCCUGGACCAUCCAGGGUGCUAGGGGGUAGGGAGGGGACACCCCUCCCCGCCUUUACCUCACUUCCAAUGCUGCCUUGAUCUCUGUCUGGGAGGGGGGAGUGAAGGGGCCCUAGCCCCUGCACUCUGCCGCCUCAGAGCCAUGCGGUUAAUUCCUGACUUAGUUUAUUUUUGCAAAACCUUGACCUCCUUCUCCUCCGCCCCGCAUCCGCGAAGGCUUUUUAAUGGGAGGGGCGUCAAAGCUCAAAGUCUUCCUCUCUCCUCCCCCCUCCAGCUGUAAAUGCCACUUCAUGAGGGGAGGGGUGAGGGGAAGCUCUUUCCCUGCAUGCUUCUGGCUGGAGCACCUCCCUGGAGAGUGGGGGAACCGGGUUGUGGAUAGCCCCCAUGGUCCCCUGGAGAAGCCGCUGGGGCCUAGGGGUGUGAGAUAGUGUGGCGGGCGCACACUCUAUAAUACCUAUAAUAAAUCCUUUG